This is a messenger RNA of Populus nigra (black poplar), 2939 nucleotides long. RefSeq names its product splicing factor-like protein 1. Gene Ontology annotation, biological process: regulation of mRNA splicing, via spliceosome. NCBI's taxonomy places the organism in Eukaryota, Viridiplantae, Streptophyta, Magnoliopsida, Malpighiales, Salicaceae. Bases 137 to 2572 code for a protein of 811 amino acids. Gene Ontology annotation, cellular component: nucleus. The record is from RefSeq and is a predicted model, not a curated record. The transcript has 2 exons. Gene Ontology annotation, molecular function: mRNA binding; zinc ion binding.
UAAGAGUCAGUGUCCGCAGGGAACUAGGAGUACUCAUAAAGCAGAAACCACAAUUAUUGACUACGCAUCUGCACUCUCUCCCUCCCUGGUGAAACCCCUGUGGCUUGUGCUCUCUCUCUCUCUCUCAAAAAAUUAAAUGGACUCCCUCCAUCAAACCCCAAACCCUCAUUUCCAAACCCUACAAGACCAAUCCAAUCCUCCACCACCACCACCACCACCACCACCACCACCGGGGAACUUUGAUUUCAUCCCCGUUUACCCUAAUCCCCCCCCUCCUCCUCCUCCUCCAGCUGAAGAACCCCAAUUUCCUGACCCUGACAAUCAAGACAAAACCCUAAUUUCAAAUCCUCCUCAAUUUGCCCCUGAAAAUGGCCACAACCUCCAAACUACCACUCCAAAACCUGAGAUCCCCAAACCUUUACUUUCCGAGAACGGUGUCGCCAACACUAACAGUGGUGAUAGGGACUAUUCCGGUGGAGAAGAGGAAACCACCAGUCGACGCCGCCGCCGCAGUCGUUGGGACCCACCGGCGGAUUCUGGUACUGAUGGUGGUGGAGGUGGUAGUAGUAGUAAUACUAAUAAUAAUGAUUCGGGUAGCGGUACGAGGAAGCGAAAAUCGAGGUGGGCUGAUGAUGAACCGAAGCCGGUGAUUCAGUUGCCUGAUUUUAUGAAGGACUUUACUGGAGGUAUUGAAUUUGAUCCUGAGAUUCAAGCUUUGAAUGCUAGGCUAUUAGAGAUUAGUAGGAUGUUGCAGUCUGGUUUGCCUCUUGAUGAUAGACCGGAAGGAGCUAGGUCUCCUUCACCGGAACCUAUUUAUGAUAAUAUGGGAAUUAGGAUUAAUACUAGAGAGUACAGGGCAAGAGAGAGAUUGAAUAAAGAAAGACAAGAGAUUAUUUCCCAGAUUAUUAAGAGAAACCCAGCCUUUAAGCCGCCAGCAGAUUAUAGACCCCCUAAGCUUCAAAAGAAGCUUUAUAUACCUAUGAAAGAGUAUCCAGGCUACAAUUUUAUUGGUUUGAUUAUUGGGCCGAGAGGGAAUACCCAGAAGAGGAUGGAGAGGGAGACAGGUGCCAAGAUUGUGAUUCGGGGUAAAGGGUCAGUGAAGGAAGGGAGAUUGCAGCAGAAGAGGGAUUUGAAACCAGAUCCAUCAGAGAAUGAAGAUUUGCAUGUUUUGGUUGAGGCGGAUACACAGGAGGCAUUGGAUGCUGCUGCAGGGAUGGUUGAGAAAUUGUUACAACCCGUGGAUGAAGUUUUGAAUGAGCAUAAGAGGCAGCAGCUAAGGGAACUUGCUACUUUGAAUGGAACGAUUAGGGAUGAGGAGUAUUGUAGGUUAUGUGGUGAGCCGGGCCAUAGGCAGUAUGCAUGUCCUUCACGUACCACUACGUUUAAGAGUGACGUGCUUUGUAAGAUUUGUGGUGAUGGUGGACAUCCAACCAUUGAUUGUCCUAUGAAGGGAACAACUGGGAAGAAAAUGGAUGAUGAGUAUCAGAACUUUUUGGCUGAAUUAGGAGGGACUAUGCCAGAAUCUGCAACUAAGCAAACCGCUACCUUGGCUUUGGGGUCAAGUGGUUCUGGAAGCAAUCCUCCUUGGGCUAGCAGUAAUACUGGGGGUCUUGGUAGUGCCAAUCAAGCAGGACUGGGAGCUAAUGGGCUUAAACUUAAAGAAUAUGAUGAUACAAAUUUGUAUAUUGGUUACUUGCCACCUAAUCUUGAUGAUGAUGGUUUGAUUGGUUUGUUUUCGUCUUUCGGUGAAAUUGUGAUGGCCAAGGUCAUUAAGGACCGGAUCACUGGAUUGAGUAAAGGUUAUGGUUUUGUGAAAUAUCGUGAUGUUCAAAUGGCCAAUAAUGCAAUUGCAAGCAUGAAUGGUUACCGCAUAGAUGGUCGAACCAUUGCUGUGAGAGUUGCUGGUAAGCCACCUCAGCCUAUCGUCCCCCCAGGCCCCCCUGCAUCAACCAUGCCUGCAUACCCUGUUUCAACUCAACCACUUGGUGCCUAUCAAUCCCAGCAGUUUACAGCAGGCGGUCCCCUUCCGAAUGGUCCACCCACCAGCUACACAGGGGCUCCUGCUAAUUAUACAGGAACUCCGGUUCCAUGGGGAUCACCAGUUCCUCCUCCUUAUGCUCCUUAUGCUGCUCCUCCCCCUCCACCUCCUCCCGGGUCAACCAUGUACCCUCCCAUUCCUGGACAGCCUAUGCCUCCUUAUGGUGUACAAUAUCCUCCACUGGUUCAGCCAGUUCCCCCGGGUGCACCAACUCAGACUGUGACGCCUAGUGAGGCUCAACAAAGCUACCCACCAGGGGUGCCAUCUGAAAACAGCACAUCUGCUCCGCCUGCAACAUCGAAUGUGUAUGGGCAGUCUGGUGCUCAACCUGCGUACACAACUUCUUUGGGUUAUUCAUCUUACUACAGUGCAGUGCCGCCUCCUGCUCCCCAACCAACAACUGGCCAUUCACAGGGCAUGGGUAAUGUGCCUUGGGCCUCAAACUUGACUGUGCCACCUCCACAUUCUUCUGCAGAGAAGACAAGCUAUGGUCCAGAUGCAGAGUAUGAGAAGUUUAUGGCAGAGAUGAAAUGAGGCUCUUUUCGGAGUUACCUCUCAAUUGAGGACUGAUGUUUAUUGGCGCAACCUGAUUUCUUACCUCUUGCCAUGACUUUGUUGGAAGUUUGGGACUCACAUCUUUAACCUUGCUGUACUGUUAUGACAUUUGCAGAGAUUUGGGCUAGCGAGUUCACACAGCUACAUCUUAGAGAAGCCACUGAAAGCUUAUAAAUAUUUAUAUAUCUUGUCUUCUUUAUUGAACCUGAUUUUUUUUCUUAUCGAUGUUUGUUGCCUCCUAUUUAAUGUCUCGUCACUAACUUUUAUUGUUAUUAGCUUAAUUGAAUUUUCUGGAAGAACUCACUGACAUUUUUGUGUUACAUUUGGUUAUCUUUGGUUUGCUUAA